AAGAUGAAGUCUCUCGGUGCCUACCUGCUACUAGGCCUCGCAGCCGCAGUCUACUGUGUGCCUGUCUCCAAAGUAACGGUGCAAGAUGAAGGUUUUGCAAAGGGUUACCUGAAGAGAUUCUUCAACCUGACAGAGGAGAAAGACCCGUCGUCUCGGAAAGGAGCCGACCGAAUGAGCAAGAAGCUGAGUGAGAUGCAGAAAUUCUUUGGUCUCCGGAUAACAGGCACUCUGGAUGACGACACCCUGGAGGUGAUGAAGAAGCCCCGCUGUGGAGUCGCAGAUGAAAAGAUUGCCCUAUAUUCGACUUUUGGAGACGGCCUCAAGUGGAACAAAAACCCCGUCACAUACAGGAUUGUGAACUACACCCCCGACUUGUCUCAGGCAGAGGUGGAUGACUCCAUUCGAAGAGCUCUGGAGGUUUGGGCCAAAGUCACUCCUCUGACGUUCACAAAACUUACCAGUGGCACGGCUGACAUCAUGAUCUCCUUUGCUCGCCAAUCACACGGUGAUAACUACCCCUUUGACGGGCCUGACGGGACCCUCGCCCACGCCUUCGCUCCUUCUCCUGACAUCGGAGGGGACGCUCACUUUGACGACGACGAGACCUUCACAUUUCGCUCAAGUACAGGCUACGUCCUCUUCCUGGUCGCUGCCCAUGAGUUCGGCCACUCUCUGGGCUUGUCCCACUCUGAGGAUCGCUCUGCUCUCAUGUACCCUCUGUACUCAUACAAAGACCCCAACACCUUUGUUCUGCCCCAGGAUGAUGUCAGAGGCAUCCAGUCGCUUUAUGGUUCAAAUCCUUCUGGAGACACCACAAUAGCUACAACAGGUACAAGUCCUUCUGGAGACACCACAAUAACUACAACAGGUUCAAGUCCAACUUCAACAGGUUCAAGUCCUUCUGGAUACACCACCACAACUACAACUCAGGCUCCCACCAUCCCUGAUGUCUGCAGCUCACCUGUGGAGUUUGACGCUGUCACCACCUUGAAAGGAGAAAUGUUUUUCUUCAAGGACAGCUACCUGUGGCAUAGCAGCUCCCAGAGCAGCACACCGCAAAAAAGUCUCAUCUCAAGCUUCUGGCCCAACGCCCCAACAAGCGUCGAUGCUGCUUACGAGAACCCAGGGACUGGCAACGUCUUACUUUUCAAAGGUUCUAAAGUAUGGGCCUUCUCUGGAACCCAGCCGGUACCGGGCUACCCGAAGUCCCUCUCUGAAUUCGGUCUGCCAAGUUUUAUGAUGAAAAUCGACGCUGCUUUUCACAAGUCUGGGAAAACCUACCUGUUCUGGGGGGGCUACUUCUACUUGACUUACGAUGAAAGCAGAAGGGCUGUGGAAUCGUUUUCCUGGGUGAGCGAGACGUUUUCCGGAAUGAACAACAAGGUGGCAGCAGCCACAGAGAAAGAAGGUUAUGCUCACAUCUACAGUGGCCCCUACAUGUACAUGUAUGACCUAGGGAGCGGGACGUUGCUACGUGUGCUGAAGAGCACCUACCUGCUUGGCUGUAAUUAGCUUACGCCGCUUCAUUUUUGCCAUUACGUAGCUUUUCAUCUUAUCUAAGAAUGUACUUCAUGUAGAGGUGGUGGGAUAAAAUGUAGGCAUGCACUCUUCUGAAUUAAAAAAAUAACCAAAAAAAUAAAAAAAUUUCAUCACUUAGUUGGAGCUGUAAACAUUAUUUGUCCAAUGAAAGUGUGAAUAAAGAAGAAAGAAUCAUCAUUC
This is a messenger RNA of Poecilia reticulata (guppy), 1719 nucleotides long. Lineage: Eukaryota; Metazoa; Chordata; Actinopteri; Cyprinodontiformes; Poeciliidae. The record is from RefSeq and is a predicted model, not a curated record.